Messenger RNA from Mya arenaria, 3209 nucleotides. Its product is annotated as mucin-5AC-like. The record is from RefSeq and is a predicted model, not a curated record. NCBI's taxonomy places the organism in Eukaryota, Metazoa, Mollusca, Bivalvia, Myida, Myidae. The coding region runs from base 54 to 1868 and encodes 604 amino acids. Gene Ontology annotation, molecular function: ubiquitin binding. The transcript is spliced from 12 exons.
GACGUUUUGGCAGUCGUGCUUUACACGGUUGAUUGAUUAUGUAAACAAUUAAGAUGGCGUCUCACCAGUGGGUUCCUCCGCUACCGCCGGGUUAUGAAGCCCGAUGGGACCCGAAUCAGAGGGCUUAUUUUUUCAUUAACCACACCACGAAGGCAACAUCAUGGGUAGAUCCUCGUUUUCCGCAGCAAGCUCAGCCCCAGAAUCAGUCAUACCAAACAACUGCACAGGCCUUGAACCAAAGCGGACAAUUUGGCAGGAGUUAUGGGCAAGAAACAAAAAUGAACACAAUGUUCAAACAGUAUGGAGGCACCACAACUAUACAAAGUUCAGGCACAGAAUCUGACAGCGAUGACGAUACCAACUUUGACCGUCUUUUCGGCAGUACUGCUGAGGAAGGGAAAGUUGACCUUCUGAAGGUACAGGAGUUGCGCCAGUCGUUUCCUGAUGCCCCGGAGGAUGUAAUCUCACAGCUUCUUAAAACAAACAACAAUGUUGUUGUGAAGGUUGGCAACAAGCUAUUUGAGAUGGGGUAUAAACGUGCAGCCGGGGUGCACCAUCCCCCACCCAGGGGUAAUGACAUUCAAGAGAGGCUUGCCGCCAUGUUCCCUGACGCAGACCAUGAACUUAUGACUGAGCUGCUUGAGGCUUGUGGAGGAGACGAAAAAGAAGCCAGAGAGACACUAGAGCGUGUGGGGUACAAGCCUGUGUUUCCCGCCACCCAUCGAAACCCCUCUGCACAGGGGGCAAGGGCCAGGAGUCCCGCAAAAUCACCCACACCGAGGCAGACAACAACUCCUACUAAGAAAACCUCACCUUCGAAGACUCAUCAGCAAAGCCAGCAAAGGGCAAGAACUCCGGAUAAGCCCAAGCUGACAGAAGGACAGAAGACACAGUUGAUGUCAAAGUUGCAGAGGGAGUUCACAUCAACCGACAAGACGGUCAUUGAGAUGGCUUUUCAGGUGACUGAUUGGGAUGAAACCAAGGCCCGAAGUGUCCUUAAAGACAUGGCUAAUACCAACACGACCAGCAGGCCAAGUACCUCCCAAAGUCGCCCGAGCACCUCCAACUCCAGGACUAGAUCACCCUCCCCCACCCCUGCCGUCAGUCCAGCCUCCCUGGAGCCUGUGGCAAUGUUUGAUGAUGAACCAUCUAGGCCAAGCACCAGUACAUCAAGCCACAGGCCAGGCAGUACACCGGCAUACAAGAAAUCCUCUGAAUACUAUUCACGCCCAUCCACUGGAGCAUCCUCAUACAGCAAGAUUGGCUCGAAUGUUUCGUCGUAUACAAGUCAAGUGAAAUCUUCAAAGACUGGGUCAAGUUCUUCAGGUGGUUCUUCAUCAAAGAGCAGGACAAAGCCUGCACCUUUGUCCACACAGCAGACGAAAAAUGUUACUGAGUUAAGUAAAUCAGUCCUGAAAUCUACAAUAGAAACUCUGAACACUAUUACAAAUAACGUAAACUGCUGUAAGCGACCAGUUUUGGAGACUGAUAUUGAUGCUGAGGACCAUGACCAAUCAGUGACAGGGGAUGAGUCACAUGAUCAGCAAUCAGCAAAUGACAACAGUCACCGCAGUAAGCGUCCUGUGACUGGGCAGCCUACUAGAAGACCUGAGCAGUAUGUUUCCCAGUACAGGACAGAGGCCAGAGGACCAGACCCCAGUUACCAUGUGGGACCCAACAAAGCCCUUCUGCUGACUGAGUACACAAGAGCCAGUGGCCCAAACAUGGCUCUGAGAGAAGGGCCUGACCCAAGUAGAGUUCAAGGGUCACAAGGGGCCAUGGGCCCAGACCGGGCUCUAUGUUGUGGUCCUCAACACCAACUAGCUAUGGGCCCUAACAGAAAUGCAAGGCAGCCGGCAUAUGUGUAAGAAAGUGGGGAUGCCGGAAUGAUGAAUUGGUGGAGAAGUGAAAUGGGUUUCAUAAACAAUGGACUGAAAUAAAAAUAUAUAUUGAAACAACAAUUGAAUGGAAUGAAAUUUGUCAUGGCCAAGAGAGAUUUGCAAAGCAUUUAUUAUUUUUUGAAUUCUUGUUCUACAUACAUGAUUAAAUACAAACUUAAGUAGUUUUAGGUGUUUAGUAUGUGCUGUUGAAAAAUGGUGUUUUAAAAAUCUAUGAAUAUUGUAAUAUACAAAAUCCAAAAGUUAAAUUUAGACAUUUGGAUGAACAAGCCUUGUGAUAAGAUCCAGCAUUUGAGGAAAGCCCUGAAAACAUCUUACCAGUGCAAGUUUUGCGGGCUUGUGCUAAUUUUGACCAAUAAAAGUUUUUACCUUAUAUCAAAUGAGUAUCCUGCAAACAUGAAGCGCAAUUACUUUAAAAAAGUGCAAAUCUGCGCUAUUGAAAUAUUUAUAUCAAGCAUUCUGUUCAAAUAUUAAUUUUCUAAUAAAAAAAAGCUAGAUACAUGUAUGUUAAAGCAUGCAUGUUUAGUUGUUUGUUUUAUAAUAUCGCAGUGUGAACAGGUUAUGAAACUCCACUCUUUUGUAAAAAAUACAUUGUUUGUUUAUAGUGUUUUUUACCUAUAGUAAGAUAUUUUAUCCAGUCUAAUGUAUAUGUACGGUGUCCUUUUUUAUCCUGUCAGUUAACAUAUAUAAUUUAUGUGCAUAUAUUUGUAUUGAUCAUUAUCAAUUACUGUGGCAUAUUGUACCAACUUUCAAGCAAACUUGUUUUAUUAGUUGCUGCUUUUAGCCUUUGGAAUUAAUUCCUUUUUAUUCACAUUCUGAAAUUUUAAAACCAACUCAAUAAACCCAGCUCCUUCAUUUCAAUGGCUAUGUUUAUCUGGUACUUAAUAACAUUGUAAUUGUACAUGACUAUAAAUGUUGAAUAAUUUUAUAAUUAUAUAUGACAACAUACCCAAAACAGUAUCAUAUUUUUCAAGAACUUUUUAAAGUUAAAUCAUCAACAAAAUUUAGUUACAUUAUUUGACACACAGAUUUAUUUUACAAUGGUUUUUCGACAUUUCUAAAUAAUUCAUUCAAUGUCACAACUACGGUAUUCGUUGAUAAAGCUCUGAACAAUUAUGAAAUUAUCUUCUAGACCAUGAAAAUUAUGGUAAACUGCCUUACUUUUUUCACUACUGUGCACAUGUAUUAUUUAAACUUGUAACUGUUAUAUUCCUUGAUGUUUUUAUUUUAAUUGCAAUACAAUAUUUCUUAUCAUUACAAGUGUUUUUAGCAUUAUUGUAUUUUCUUUUCGAUAAAUGGAAAUGUUCCAUA